CGUGCUGCAGGCGUUCUCCCCACGGGCCGCAACAUCCAUGCGCUAGACCCCUACCGCAUGCCCUCAGCAGCUGCAUGGGAGCGCGGCAGUGCCAUAGCGGCCAACAUCAUUCAGCAGCACGUGGACCAACAUGGUACAUACCCCGAGACCAUUGCCGUCAUGCUGUGGGGGCUUGACGCCAUCAAGACGCGUGGCGAGUCUGUUGCCAUAGCCCUUGCGCUUGUGGGGGCCCACCCUGUGAAAGAGGGCACGGGGCGAGUGGUGCGCUUUGACCUCACUCCCCUGGAGCAGCUGGGCCGCCCGAGAAUAGACGUGCUCGCCAACCUCUCAGGCAUCUUCCGAGACAGUUUCGCCAAUGUGGUGGAGCUGCUAGAUGACCUGUUCAGGCGGGCAGCAGAGGCGGAUGAGCCAUCGGAAAUGAACUUCAUCAAGAAACACUCGCUGGCGCUGCAGGCUGAGGGCAUUGAUGCUUCAACGGCCAGGAUCUUCUCCAAUCCAGCGGGCGACUACGGAUCAAUGGUCAAUGAGCGCAUCGGCGCAGCUGACUGGGAGAACGGGGAGGAGUUGGGGGACACGUGGCAGUCUAGAAACUCCUUUAGCUAUGGCAGGGGCGAGCAGGGCGUGGCUCGACCCGAGGUGAUGCGCAAGCUGCUGCAGACGACGGACCGCAUCGUGCAGGAGAUAGACAGCGUGGAGUACGGGCUCACUGACAUCCAGGAGUACUAUGCCAACACGGGCGCCAUGAAGAAUGCUGCAGAGACUGCACGCAAUGGGGCUAAGGUGUCCUGCAGUGUGGUAGAGACAUACGGCAAGGACCUGCGCCCGCGAGACCUGGAAGCCACGUUGAGACUCGAGUACCGCUCCAAGCUGCUGAACCCCAAGUGGGCGGAGAGGAUGGCAGCGCAGGGCAGCGGCGGCGCAUACGAGAUUUCGCAGCGCAUGACAGCGCUGCUGGGGUGGGGCGGCACCACGGGCUUCCAGGAGGACUGGGUGUUCGACCAGGCCGCUGACACUUAUGCUCUGGAUGAUGCCAUGGCCGCCAAGCUCAGGAAGAACAACCCCCAGGCCUUCCAGAACAUUCUGAAACGCAUGCUGGAGGCGGCGGGGCGCGGCAUGUGGCAAGCGAGCGACGAGGUGAUUGAGAAGCUAAGGGAGCUCUAUGCUGAGAUGGACGACGAGCUGGAAGGGGUCAAGCUGCGCUGACGAGCUCCAAGGGGUCGAGCUGCGCUGACGAGCUCCAAGGGGUCGAGCUGCGCUGACGAGCUCCAAGGGGUCAAGCUGCGCUGACGAGCUCCAAGGGGACAAGCUGCGCUGACGAGCUCCAAGGGGUCAAGCUGCUGUGACGAGCUCCAAGCUUAGAGCGUAUUCCUUAAAACCACAGGCUAAAGAAGCACACCCUGGGUGCUCUUGAAAACUCUGUUUUUUGGGGGUCAGAAUCUACUGCCCAGCCUGGAGCACUUUGUACCAAAUGAAACGAAAAAAAAAGGAGUGCGACA
Messenger RNA from Closterium sp. NIES-67, 1496 nucleotides. Lineage: Eukaryota; Viridiplantae; Streptophyta; Zygnematophyceae; Desmidiales; Closteriaceae. The record is from the annotation of a GenBank genome assembly.